AUGGCGUGGUCAAAGUCGACGCGGAUCAGCAUCAUGCUGGCCAUCGAUGUCGUCUUCUUCCUGGUUGAGCUGAUUGUUGGUUUGGUUGUCAAGUCGCUGGCCCUGACGGCGGAUGCCUUCCACAUGCUCAACGACAUCAUUUCCCUUUGUGUCGGUCUUUGGGCUGUCGCUGUCGCGAGAAAAGCCACCACCGACAAGUACUCCUACGGCUGGCUGCGAGCAGAGAUCCUCGGUGCCUUCUUCAACGCCGUCUUCUUGAUCGCUCUCUGCGUCUCUAUCAUCCUCGAGGCCAUCACCCGAUUCUUCGACCCUCCCGAGAUCGACAACCCCCAGCUUAUCCUUAUCGUCGGCGCCUUCGGCCUUGCCUCCAACCUUGUCGGAUUUUUUGUCCUCGGCGGCCAUGCCCACGGAGGUCACGACCAUGACCAUGACCACGAGGAGGGCGAACACGACCACGACCACGCCCACGCCCAUUCCGACGAACACGCCGCCGAGGAGGGCCGUGCCACAAACGUAAUUAGCGAGGACGGUACCGCCGGCGAUGUUUUCCCCGAAGCCGUUGUUGCCAGAGUCGCUGCCUCGUCCGAGACUCGCCACAUUAGAUUCGAGAGAGAUUCAGACCCGGCUGAUCGUACUACGAGCCGUGCUUCCACUUCCAAGAGCCACGAUCGCCGCAAGAGCAGCAACCGCCACCACUCCCGCCUUACUAGCAUUGAGGACCUCAGCAUUCAUCCUUCCAGCUUCCGCCAGGAGAUUAUUGCUGCUACCCGCCCGCAACUUGAUGGCCAGGAGUCGACGAGCGAGAGUGAGAUUGAUGAGACAGUUGUCGAGGACGGCGAGGCUGACGAAGAGUCUCCUCUCCUCGCGAACAAUGGUAACAAAUCCUACACCAAUGACCAUGGCCGUGGCCGCUCCGCCUCUAAGCGCCCCAGAAGAGAGUCCAGCCUGCACCAUGACCACAACCACAACAAGGAGAGAAAGAAGGCAUCAAGCAGCCACGGCCACGAUCACGGCGACAUGGGUAUGAACGCCAUGGUUCUGCACGUCAUCGGUGACGCCCUGGGCAACGUUGGUGUCAUCGUCACGGCUCUUAUCAUCUGGCUCACUGACUGGCCCGGCCGUUUCUACGCUGAUCCCGCCGUAUCUCUGUUCAUUACCCUCAUCAUUCUUAAGUCUGCCAUCCCCCUUACCAAGGCAACCUCCAAGAUUCUCCUUCAGGCCACUCCCGACCACAUCGACCUGAAUGAUAUUCGCGAGGACAUCCAAACUCUCCCUGGCGUUAUCAGCUGUCACCACGUCCACAUCUGGCAACUCUCCGACACCAAGAUCGUCGCCUCUAUGCACGUUCAGGUUAGCUUCCCCAUUUCGGCUGAGGGCGGCGAGAAGUAUAUGGAGCUUGCCAAGCGCGCUCGCAAGUGCCUUCACGCCUACGGUAUUCAUUCCGCCACCAUCCAGCCCGAGUUCUGUGGUGAUAAGGACUACCCCGAGGACGAAAACGCACACCGCGCGAUGCAGUACGAUGGUGCUGCUCAGACUUUCGGCUCGCCGAAGCAGGCCUGUCUGCUGGACUGCGUCGAGAACUGCGUUGGCAAGGGCUGCUGCUCUGACUCAACAACUGCCGGCGGCAGUGUGCGCAGUAACUCUGCUCACAGCCACAGCAGUCACAGCCGCGGCAACGGUCACAGCCAUGACCAUGACCACGACCACGGUCACUCCCACUAA
This is a messenger RNA of Colletotrichum siamense, 1722 nucleotides long. RefSeq names its product Zinc/cadmium resistance protein (gene ZRC1). Gene Ontology annotation, molecular function: zinc ion transmembrane transporter activity. Gene Ontology annotation, cellular component: membrane. Gene Ontology annotation, biological process: zinc ion transmembrane transport; intracellular zinc ion homeostasis. Lineage: Eukaryota; Fungi; Ascomycota; Sordariomycetes; Glomerellales; Glomerellaceae. The coding region runs from base 1 to 1722 and encodes 573 amino acids. The transcript is spliced from 3 exons. The record is from RefSeq and is a predicted model, not a curated record.